This is a messenger RNA of Cinara cedri, 1277 nucleotides long. The record is from the annotation of a GenBank genome assembly. Lineage: Eukaryota; Metazoa; Arthropoda; Insecta; Hemiptera; Aphididae.
AUGCAACUUCUUGAGACGCCUAAGCAUCUGAUUGGGACUCAACUUGAUAUUGUCAGUAAGUGGGCUGGGCAUUUACCUAAUGAAAUUGCUAAAGGAACGGGUCAUCUUUUAGGGAGAACGCCAGUAGUUGGAGGAAUAUUGAAAUAUGCUGUUGAGGCACCACGUAAACUUGUCAAUGUUAGUGUUGAAGCAACAAAAUUUAUUACAUCACCUAAAGACGAUGUUGAUCACUUUGAGAAGAAAAUUUACAAAGCAUUUGGAGUUGAUGAAAGAGAUAUUACACAUAAGAAAUUUGAUAGAUAUUUGAGUUACUUUAAGGGAUAUGUAGGGUCACAUUUAGGUUAUACAAUAGAGGAUGCUGUAAAAUUCACUUGGGAACAUGGUAUUAAUUCCAUAGGGCAUGCAGGUAGUCAAAACAAAAAGACUAAACCUUACACAGAAGACAUUGACUAUAAGGAUGACUUGCUUUAUAUGGCAAAAAUACAUAGAAAAGAAUUCUUAGAUAAACUUUAUGAAUAUACUAUUGGUAAGAAAGCAAUGCCAGGAAGAAGUAAGGCUGAUGAGAACCCAUAUAAUAAGCCGAAUAAUGCACCACCGAAUAAGCCAGGUAGUCAUGAAGAUUUAAAAGAUUUACAAAGAAGACCCUCUUUAGACGAUGCGGAGGCUAGAAGGAAGCGUGCUGAAGAAGAAGAAAAAAGAAGAAGAGAUGAAAAAAUGUCAGGUCAUGAGGAAUAGUGAUGCUAAAUAACAAAAAAAACUUUAAAGGAUUUGGUUAUUAUGAAUUGCAGCAAGAUGAUGAGGGUAAUAUAAAACUAAGUGAUUAUAAUGAUGUUAUAAAUGCGCGCAGAGCAAGAAUAGAUAUGUUAUUGGAUAACAUUCAAUCGGAUGAUAUCAACUUCAUUAAGCUUAAUGAAGCUUUGCAUGAGAAGCUCAUAGGUGAUCAGGAAUUAUUUGAUGCAGAAGAUAAAAAGAUUGCGCAAGAAAAAAGUAAGAUAUUUAGUAUCCUAGAUAAUCUUAAUGAUCUUUCAAAGAUUGAAAGUAAGGAUUUAUUGACAGUUAGUCUAUUGUUAUCAGAUUUGAGCUAUGUAGAGAGGAAUAUCGUACUGCAAGAUUUUAGUGAAUUAAAGAAUUUGUUUGCUGAGAAGAAAGUAUCCGGUGAAGAUUAUACUGAUGAGGAUUACAGAGAUCUUGCUGAUUACCUUGAUAAGAUUAAUAAUAUAAUUAAGUUAGAGUUAAGUGAUAGGAUUGAAAGCACAAAUGAAGAGAUCAUUGAAUAA